AUGUGGGCUACGGAGGGCAUUUAUCCGACAGCGGACGGCUGGUGCCCGCCUGCUUGGCCAACAAACGAGGAUGUUCUGGCACAGGAGGACCUCGAAAAGGCCAAGCUGAGGAAAAGCCUGGUCAAGCGCACUGCGAUCGUCAGGGGGAAGCACAUCGAAACCGUACUGAGUGUGGACUUUAUGGCAAAAUGGAGGUUCUCCAUGAUGGUUUGGCCUUUAAAGGAAAGCUCCAAGCUCUCCGGACGCGGCGACAACCGCAGCUACGUUUGCUGGGUCUAUUAUGAGCAGCAGGAUGAGCAGUUGGUGGUCCGUGCGUUUAGCAAUGUGGACGUCAAACUCAAGGACAGUGAGAAGGAGGUUGUAGAUCCUGAGACGGCCAUCAAAAACGAGCAGAGCAUCCUUCGGUGCAAGGACCAGGUGUGCUUCUUCAGCAUGUAUGAGUGGGAUGCUCUUGCUGGAGGCGAGGAGUGA
Molecule: messenger RNA, 471 nt
Organism: Symbiodinium sp. CCMP2456
Lineage: Eukaryota; Dinophyceae; Suessiales; Symbiodiniaceae
Source: the annotation of a GenBank genome assembly